Candidozyma auris is the source of this 393-nucleotide messenger RNA. RefSeq lists its product as uncharacterized. NCBI's taxonomy places the organism in Eukaryota, Fungi, Ascomycota, Pichiomycetes, Serinales, Metschnikowiaceae. Gene Ontology annotation, cellular component: mitochondrion. The transcript has a single exon. The record is from RefSeq and is a predicted model, not a curated record. Bases 1 to 393 code for a protein of 130 amino acids. Gene Ontology annotation, biological process: mitochondrial respiratory chain complex II assembly.
AUGCUAUUCAGAUCCCUUGCACGUGUCAACUGUCAUGCCCUCGUUCCAAAGCAUAACGUGAGGUUUGCCUCAAACUUGUUCAACGAUCAGACGCCGGCUCCUCCUAAGUUGCCUAAGGAGCAGCAAGAGGAGUUUGAGAAGCUCCAGAAGAUGGCAAACUCUCAGGCAGCCAUCGACGAGUACAACAGACAGAUUGAGGAAACCGGAGCAGCGUCGAGUGACUUUGCCUCUCUGGAAGGCCAAACCGACGUGGGCUUGCAAACACAAUACUUCAAGACGAUACCCGAGUUUGAGGGAGAAGUGAACCCUGAAACAGGGGAGAUUGGCGGCCCCAAACAGGAUCCUUUGAGACACAACGACUGGUCGUUUAAUGGGCGUGUCACUGAUUUUUAG